Molecule: messenger RNA, 4910 nt
Organism: Paramisgurnus dabryanus
Lineage: Eukaryota; Metazoa; Chordata; Actinopteri; Cypriniformes; Cobitidae
Gene: znf711
Product: zinc finger protein 711
Biological process (GO): regulation of transcription by RNA polymerase II
Cellular component (GO): nucleus
Molecular function (GO): DNA-binding transcription activator activity, RNA polymerase II-specific; metal ion binding; RNA polymerase II cis-regulatory region sequence-specific DNA binding
Source: RefSeq, a predicted model, not a curated record
GAGCUCCGUGAUUGGUUUAGGCCUGGAAAACAGUGUUUGGGAUUCUCAAUGUACAGGCCGCAGUAGUGCUACCGUUGGAAAAUUAACUAUAAUAAAUUACGACGCAUUCAAGGGGAUCCGAAACGCGUCAACUCUCGGAAGGCUGUCGCGGAAUAGAAACUUUAUAAGCAGAUGCCAGGUUCACAGAUUUCCUUAUUGUUUGUGAGACUUGCACGUGAAAUGAAUCAUCAUCAAAUGUGAAGGAUUGUUGAAGUCAUAGAUAAUGGAUCAAGGUGGAGGGAUCCUGGAGCUUCACAAGGAUCUCAAAAUGCCCCAUACAAUGAUAAUGCCAGAUUUUGUUGCCGGGAUGGGGGGUAUGGCCCACAUCGACGGUGACCACAUUGUGGUGUCCGUGCCGGAGGCCGUGCUGGUCUCUGAUGUGGUGACGGACGAGGGUAUCAUGCUCGAGGCUGACCUGGAGGCUGAGGUGGUGGAAGGUCCCGACAUCUGCCAUGAGGACGUCAUCACCACUGAGGGAGUCAUCAUGUCUGAGUCUAUCCUGGGGGCGGAGGUAGCCAUUGAAGAGGCACUGGGAGGCACUGUCGAUCACCACGAGCUGACUGCUGAUCUGAUUGAGGAGACUGCAUCUGAUCAGGUGUUUGUGGCUGACCUUAUUUCACCUCAUGAAGAGAGUCACCUGGAUCAUGACCUGGUGUCUGGAGAGGUCAUGGUAACCGACAUGGAGACGGAGAUUCAUUCACACGACACCGUGACAUCUGAUGGCAGUAUUAAGGAGGAAGAUGACGAGGAUGUGAAGAGUACGUCAGAGGACUAUCUCAUGAUUUCCUUGGAUGAAGUUGGGGAGAAGCUCGACAUUGGAGAUACGCCAUUAAAGAUCAGCACAGACAUGAUCCAGGACGAUGACGGGUCGAAAGAGGAUGAGUUCAGCUCAGAAGUCAUUAAAGUUUAUAUCUUUAAGGCUGAAGGGGAUGAAGAUGUGGAAAUAGGCAGCACAGAAGUGGUAUCAGAGAGUGAUUUUCCCAAUGGGCACGCAGUGUUGGAGUCAGCGGUCUCAGGCAGACUGCCCAGAGAGAAGAUGGUCUACAUGGCCGUGAAGGACGCCAGUCAGGGAGAGGAUGAUAUCAACUGUUCUGAGAUGACUGACCAGGUGUAUAUGGAGGUGAUUGUCGGAGAGGAAGAGGCUCCUGCCAUCCAGGAAGUCCAGUCAGAGGAUACACCAGUUAACAAGACCUUCGUCCCUGCGGCCUGGGCUUAUGGCAGCGGUUUAGAGAGUAAGAAUGGCACUGCUACCCCAUACCUGCAGAUCACAGACAGCAUAAACACCAGCCGAGCUCUCAAACAGAGACUGAAGAAGAAGAGGAGGGGAGAGUCACGCCAGUGCCAGACCGCUGUUAUUAUUGGUCCUGAUGGACAGCCCCUCACCGUCUACCCCUGCCACAUCUGCGGCAAGAAGUUCAAGACGCGAGGCUUCCUCAAACGGCACAUGAAGAACCACCCGGACCACGUUUUUAAGAAGAAGUACCAGUGCACCGACUGUGACUUCACCACCAACAAGAAGGUGAGUUUCCACAACCAUCUGGAAAGCCACAAACUCAUCAUCAAGAACGAAAAGAUCCCAGAGUACACGGAGUACACGCGCCGCUAUCACGAGGCAAGCCCUCUCGGCUCCAACAAACUCAUCCUGCGAGACAAGGAGCCCAAGCUGCACAAGUGUAAGUAUUGCGAGUACGAGACGGCCGAACAGGGUCUCCUGAACCGCCAUCUGCUGGCUGUGCACAGCAAGAACUUUGCGCACGUUUGCGUGGAGUGCGCCAAGGGCUUCCGCCACCCAUCGGAGCUCAAGAAGCACAUGAGGACCCACACGGGCGAGAAGCCCUUCCGUUGCCAGCACUGCGACUUUCGUUGUGCCGAUCAGUCCAACUUAAAGACUCACAUAAAGAGCAAACACGGCACAGACCUUCCCUUUAAGUGUGGACAGUGCCCGCAGGCCUUCGCCGAUGACAGAGAGCUCCAGAGGCACACGGAGAUCUUUCAGGGCCACAAGACUCACCAGUGUCCGCACUGCGACCACAAGAGCACCAAUUCCAGCGACUUGAAGCGUCACAUCAUCUCGGUGCACACCAAAGACUUCCCGCACAAGUGCGACGUGUGUGAAAAGGGCUUCCACAGACCCUCAGAACUGAAAAAGCACGCCGAGACUCACAAGGGAAAUAAAGUACAUCAGUGCCGACACUGCGAUUUUAAGAUAUCAGACCCCUUCACGCUCAGCAGGCACAUCUUGUCCGUUCACACCAAGGACUUGCCGUUCAAAUGCAAGCGUUGCAAGCGUGGUUUCAGGCAACAGAACGAACUGAAAAAGCACAUGAAGACGCACAGCGGUCGCAAGGUCUACCAAUGCCAAUAUUGCGAGUACAACACUACGGACGCUUCGGGUUUCAAGCGGCACGUCAUAUCCAUUCACACUAAGGACUAUCCUCACAGGUGUGACUACUGCAAAAAGGGUUUCAGGCGACCUUCGGAAAAGAACCAACAUAUCAUGCGACAUCACAAGGAAACCGUAAUGUAAUGUUCACUUAGCCUCAGUCAUGAGCAAAUGUAAUACUCUACAGAUACACAUGACAUACAGUAUAGAUGCCUACAUUUAACAACCUGUAUUGUUGUUUAAUCUGAUUCAAAAAACUGGUGGUCCCGGUCAAAAGUCUCACACUUUUCCGCAAAGCAAAUCGCUCAUUCAGGGUCUUAAAUGUUUAUAUUUUUAUACCCACAUACCGCUUAAAUGCUGCAAGCGAACCAUGAUCAAUAUAUGAAAAAAAUGAUUUAACCUCUAAAUGAUCAUUUUUGUCUAUACACUCACCCUCACGAUGCUUUAAGGCUGCUCCUCCCUUCAUGCAGUGAAAGCAUACUGGGACCUUAAGCUGUCGAGCACCAAAAUGAACAAAAAAAGCUUUUAAUCAAUUUUAACGAUGAUUCCAGAUAUUCUUAAGUUGUGCUUUGUGUAAUGACAAGCAAAUCUUAUUUGCAUUCGUAUUGACGCAUCUUUAUCAGUGAUGUCAUUGGGUCUAAUCACAGUGUGGUAAGUUUGUAAAUGUAAAAGUGUUCAUAGUUUUAACUUUCAAAGCUCAACAGCUCCUGGUCACUUUAUACUUCCAUUGUCAAUCAAAGAGCAUUAUUAACAUUUUAUUUUAGUAUUUUAUUCGAAUAAGAUGAAGGAGAGUAAAUAAUGACAGAAUUCUCAUCUUUCAGUCUGGUGUACUCCUCAGUCAACGUUUUUUACCAUUUUUGGUAAAAUUUUUACCUAGUAUGUCCAGGUUUUACUUUAAACCAUUUUAAAGCCAGCCAUGAUGUUUAUCUGAGCAACUAUUUGAAAUGGUAUGAUUCAAAGCUUUAAAGUUUUUAUCGGCUCGCACAUCAUUCGCUCUUUGUAGUCCUGGUGUGUCUUGAGAGCUCGGUCUAGUUUAUCAGAUGAACAUUGUAUGUUUGAUGUGAAGACCACUACAGAUUCGAUGUUUAUGUAGUCAACUCGUGGCAAACAUGCACAUACGGCCAAUUAUUUUGGAUCUCUUCUUUUGGGAGUCAUGCCUUACAUGUUAUGUAUUUUCUUGCACUGAAUACAGUAAAUAGAAAUCAUUUGUGUAUAUUUUUAACAAGUUUCAAUAAUGCUAUGAUAGAAGAUGUAUACAUUAACAAAUGCAAAUCACAGCAAGAGCACCUUUUGAUUUUAUAAUGUCACGUAUUUAUUUAUUAGUGGGUGGGCGUACAUAGGCACACAAUGUCCUAAACCAAAAGCCAUCCGUCGUUCUGCCAGUAUUUACAUGUAAAAGACCUCAGCGAUUGAAAGAGGCAAGCCUUGAUUUCUAGCUGUUAUAUGUUAACACAAUCGUAGUGAACAGCAGUGUGUGCAGAAAACAAACUAUUUUAAUGUGAGGAGGAGAGCGACUGCACUUUCUGUUAAACAUGCGCUUUUAUUGUCUGCCAUUCCAAUGAAAUAAAGUCAUCACUUCAGUGUUGUCAUGUAAAAACAUUUGUUAAGAUGCCUCUCAUUAAAAAGACUGGUUUGUGUUUUAUGACAUUGUGGUCGAGCGAUAAGGGAAUGAGUUACAGGAACGUUAUGUUUUUGAAAUAAUCCUGUUUUCCAAAAUAACCAAACGCUACUGUUCGGUUGUUUCGUUUUCUGGAUGAACAGAAAUAUUUCAGCAUAAUGCUUAUAAACAAUCUUGCUUCUGCAAUUUAGGUAUGUUCACAAAUACAUUGGGUGUAUUAAAUAAGAAACGAUCAAAGAAAACGUUCAAGUCAUGAAGUACCAUCAAAGAAAUCAUACAAGGCACCUUAUUUAUGGACAUCAUUACAUGUUGUUUUCAGACUUUGGGCUUCGUUGAUGAAACGACCAAAGUGUAUUUGUGUGUAAUUGUUUUUUUUAAUGUAAUUGCAUCAAAAUGGAUGCAGCAGCUUUGAUAAGAAUGAUUUUAUGAAUGAGUUACACACAGUUACACAGCUCGUGUAUCAUGAAUUAAGUCCAUUGUUUUUGUGGCCCUUUGAAUUACCCCAAGCAUUGUUUGAAACCCGUCUGUAUAAGCAGUUGUUUGGCAGACACCUGCACCAAAAUGUGUGCGAGCGGUCUAGAUGAUGCUGUGUUUGUAACAGACUAUCAUUCUUGUGAAUGAAAAUUUCAUGUCAUUUGUUUAUGAUGAUGGUGACAGAUGGACAACUGGUGAAGAGGAUAAAAAUAAAUAUGUCCUUUAAAAAAUGUUUUUGCUUUCAGAAAUUGUUUCGCACUCAGGUAUUUCCGUGACAUUUUUCAACUAGCACUUUUUCAGAUGUAAGAAUUAACGGAUUCUAAAUAAAACAAAUGAAGCUCAUUUUAAUCUGCUCAUUAUAAAUGUUGUAUUAUGUCAUUAAAGUGGUUGGUUUUA